CCUUUAACACCACCCUUCCUCUUCACAACCUCACUACCAGGUGUGUGUCUGUGUGUGAGAGAGAGAGAAUAGAAAGAGAGAGAGGUUUGAGCAACAAUGGAGGGGAAGGAAGAAGAUGUUAAGCUCGGAGCGAACAAGUUUUCCGAGAGACAACCCAUCGGAACAUCAGCUCAGACUGACAAAGAUUACAAGGAACCACCACCGGCGCCGCUGUUUGAGCCCGGAGAGUUGUCGUCAUGGUCGUUUUACAGAGCUGGAAUCGCUGAAUUCAUCGCGACUUUCUUGUUCUUGUACAUCACUGUGUUGACUGUUAUGGGUGUCGCUAAAUCUCCUACCAAAUGUGGGACUGUGGGUAUUCAAGGUAUUGCUUGGGCUUUUGGGGGUAUGAUCUUUGCCCUUGUCUACUGCACUGCUGGUAUCUCAGGAGGACACAUCAACCCAGCAGUGACCUUCGGUUUAUUACUAGCAAGAAAGCUAUCUCUAACAAGAGCAUUGUUCUACAUGAUUAUGCAAUGUCUUGGAGCCAUAUGUGGUGCAGGUGUGGUCAAAGGUUUUCAGGGCAAAAACCAGUUCACCACUUUGGGUGGUGGAGCCAAUGUCGUAGCCCAUGGCUACACCAAAGGCGAUGGUCUUGGUGCUGAAAUUAUUGGCACUUUUGUUCUUGUUUACACCGUGUUUUCUGCUACUGAUGCUAAGAGAAGUGCCAGAGACUCCCAUGUUCCUAUUCUUGCUCCUCUCCCAAUCGGGUUUGCAGUGUUCUUGGUUCACUUAGCCACCAUCCCCAUCACCGGAACUGGUAUCAACCCUGCAAGAAGUCUUGGAGCUGCAAUCAUCUACAACAAGGACCAUGCAUGGGAUGACCAAGUAAUGGAUCUUCUGGGUUGGACCCUUUAUUGGAGCUGCACUUGCUGCUAUGUAUCAUCAGAUAGUCAUCAGGGCCAUUCCUUUCAAGAGCCGAUCUUAAAAUUUAUAGGGUUUGUGAGUUUUGUGUGUGUGUGUGUGUGUAAAUUAUGGUGUACUAAAAUGAAUGCUAUUUGUAUUUAAGAUCCCCAUGCUUGUUAUUCAACUCUCUUCUAUGGAAUGAACAGUUAUUGGCUCGGUUUUACUC
This is a messenger RNA of Lactuca sativa (garden lettuce), 1108 nucleotides long. RefSeq names its product aquaporin PIP1-3. Lineage: Eukaryota; Viridiplantae; Streptophyta; Magnoliopsida; Asterales; Asteraceae. Gene Ontology annotation, cellular component: membrane. The record is from RefSeq and is a predicted model, not a curated record. Gene Ontology annotation, biological process: transmembrane transport. Gene Ontology annotation, molecular function: channel activity.